Molecule: messenger RNA, 1006 nt
Organism: Yamadazyma tenuis ATCC 10573
Lineage: Eukaryota; Fungi; Ascomycota; Pichiomycetes; Serinales; Debaryomycetaceae
Source: RefSeq, a predicted model, not a curated record
ACUAAAAACUGAAAGUAUCUCCCCAUGGUAGACUGUUCAGGCUGGUCCUUAGUCUCCAAUUGCUUCAGCUCUUUGUCAUUGGCUAGCUGGAUAUUUGCACAGUUACCCCAAAUCAUUACCAAUUACAGAAACCAGUCUGCCGAAGGAAUAUCUCCUACUUUCUUGUUGUUGUGGUUUAUGGGUGACUUUUUGAGCUUUUCAAGUUGUUUACUUAACGACGUGGUAUUGAAAUUUCAGCUUUAUUUGAGCUUAUUCUUCAUAUUAAAUGAUAUAACGCUAUGUACACAGUACUAUUACUAUAACAGUGUCUACCCAAAACAUCAUGGUGGUGUUUAUACCCCGUUAGAAAUUGCUCCUGAAGCUUUUGAUUCGGCUUCUAUUCAUGCUGAUGAUAACUCUGUCCACGUUCGUCAUCAUGCCGUUAUCGAUUCAAAUUCAUCCUCACUUUCACCAUCAGGAAAAUAUGAUUCUACAGGUUCAAGCCCUGUUCAGAAAACUAUCGUCACUGCUUCUUUAGUUGGAAUAGCUAAUUCAUUACCGAUACUAACCGUGAGAGCUGAUGAUACAUCAGUAGGGAUUCGAGGGGAACUGCUUGGAAUAUUUCUUGCUUGGUGUUGUACAGUCGUGUACAUAGCCUCUCGGUGUCCCCAGCUACUAAAGAACUAUCAACGAAAAUCAGUAGACGGAAUCAAUUCUAUAUUAUUUGGAGCAGCACUACUUGGAAACUUGACUUACACAUUCUCCAUUCUUACCAGUUGUGAGUUUGUGAACGGAGAUAACAAAUCGAUAUUUUUUAUGAAAGAGCUUCCAUAUAUUUUGGGUAGUGCUGGAACUUGCAUCUUUGACUUUUUAUACUUCUACCAAAGAAGGCUUUACAGGAAUGCUGGGAAAGAGACAAUCCAAAUGCGGAUGGAUAAUUUUGAAGGAUCCGACUCUGAAGUUUCAAGAACCAGUUAUGAAUCUAGUUCGUUGAUGUAGCGUAUAGAAAUAAAAUACCAAACUUAGU